UUCAGACCUUCAUGAUCCUGAAGGUAAUCAGCUCACUUCCAAUGGGACCUCUGAUUUCCAUUCAGAAACUCAAGUUGAAUCUUUUUCAUUUAACUGCACUUGGGGGUCAAUUUUUAGAAAGUUGGAUUUAAGGGAAAACAAUGACAACUACACUGCGGGCCGGCCUGUUACAGACCACCGUCAUUUGACCAGAGUUGACAUUGACAUGAAAAUAUUUGGAAUUCUAGAUGUGAGAGAAGCUGACCAAAUGUUUGUGUCCUUCAUCUGGGUUAAAAUGAGUUGGAACAAUGAGUACAUUCAGUGGGAUCCAGAUCAGUUUUGUGGACAGAAGCAUAUUUUGGUUCCCACAAAAUAUUUAUGGAUGCCAGAUCUGACAAUUGAAGAGAUGACAGAGCGGGAUAAAACUGCCCCGAGCCCUAAUCUCAACAUCCGACAUGAUGGCUGGGUUGACUACAGAAAUGGCCAAGUGGUGGAGAGCACCUGUGCGAUGGACGUUUUCAGAUUUCCAUUUGACAUUCAGGCCUGUCAAAUCUCCUUCAAAUCCAUCACAUAUUCUGAUGAGGAACUAAGUUUGGUCUACAAUAGAAACAAAACAGGCCUCACAAGAAACAUUCGUAAAACAAUCCAAACACAAUCUGAAUGGAGUUUCCACAACUUCAAAGUCCAUGAAGAAACUGUUGAUUAUUUUGGCUUCAAUCAGACGGUGAUUGUUUACACUAUCACCCUGAAGAGACUGUCAGAUCGUUAUGUUGCAAACUUCCUGGUGCCCGUUUUCUUCUUAUUGUGUCUGGACUUCGCCUCCUUCCUUGUGUUAGACACCAGUGGCGAGAAGAUUGGUUUCAAGGUCAACAUGCUCCUCGCCAUGACCUUAAUGCAGGUUAUUCUCAAUGAGAUUCUGCCCCCGUCCACAGGAAGUGUUCCUCUUAUAGGGCGCUACUGCGUUGGGAUCUUUACUCUGAUGAUGCUGAGCCUCCUAGAAACCAUUUUAGUGAUCUAUUUGAAGAACAAAGACCAAAUUUAUAUAUCCAUAAACGAUGAAAACCAGAAACUGAAUGAGAAUCUAGAGGAUAAACGGAGUUCACUCCAAUGCUGCUGUAGAGGAAUGAAUAAAUGGAUUCACUCUGCAUCAGCUGAAGAUACUGCUAAAGAAGAUCAGUAUUUUCCUAAAGAGGGUAGCAGCGGUCCCCACACCGAGGUGUCUCUGGUAUUGGAAAAAGUCCACGAGGAGCUCGGUGAAAUUAGGAAAUUCCAAUCUCUGCUUAACAGCAGGACGGCCGGCUACUGGACCAGCAUGGCUGAAAAAAUCAACAAAGCUUUUAUCGUUUUCUACAUUGUAGUGGCUGUUGUGUCUAUGAGUUUCAUUUUUACUGUGUGGAUAUUAGGUGAUGAAUAACAAGGACUCAAAUCACUAACAGGACAAAUUGCAUGUGUACCAAUACAGCACAAGGUUAAUUACAUUACUUGUGAAAAUGUAAGUGUCAAUGCUUCAAAUGGUUGCUAAAAGUGCUGAAGCUUUUUGUUCGAUGCUAAAAUAUCUAAAGUGGUUGAUCUUUCACCACAGCUAUGAAGAUUACACUCAACUUCAGGUAGCUCAGUACUAUCAGUGAGUUUGGUUUUUCAUGUAUAGAGGAAACAAAGUCUGAUUAGUGUCUCAAUUGACCCCAACAUAAAGGCUAAGCGUACAUCAGCCUUGGACCAAAUUAAUUGCAUCUUAUAAAUAUAGCAGGUAAACCCCCUUUUGAGCACCGUAACGGUUAGAAGUAGGUCUGACACAUUGAAAAUUGGGGUUCAAUUCCCAGGGGGCAUAAAGAGCAGUUCCAGUGUGGAUUUACUAGGCUACUGCCUAGAGAAUGUAGCCAUUGGGCCAGUCCAGAACCCGGAUAAAUACAAGGUUUUGUCAGGAAGGGAAAAAUCUCUAACAAACCAUAUAUAUGAACCAGUGAAAGCUGGUGCACUCUGGUGACUUUUGGUGAGUCAUAAAGUGUUGACUUUGGCUCUUGUACAAGUCUCCUUUCUAAGACCAUGUCAAGUAUUGGAAUUCUUAAUUUGUACUUUUAUUUAACCAAUAUUUAACCAAAGAAGUCCCAAGGAAAUUCCCAUAUCCAAUUUUCAAGGGGGUCAUGGCCAGGAAGCAGAUCACAACACAACCCGAGACAUGAGAAAAAUCAUCCUGAUCAUGAUAUGUGACAGAUUAUUAUCACAGAUCUAUGCUCCAGUCUUCUCUGAUCUGAUCUGGCUCUCAGUUACCUAUAGAAUUGCUUUUAUCAUGCCACUACUAGUUUUAAAAUUAUAAACUAGUAGUGAUCUAAAAUGCAUUUCUAGUUACCUGGCAGAACUUUGAGAUUUGCAGAAACGGUAGAGCUUUGGCUCAGAACAAGAAGAGUGAAACUGCUCUUGGAUAAUAUACUGAACACAGAUGGAACCAGCUUACAAAUCUUAAAAACUUAAAGCUUAAAAACUUGCUCUGUCUAACCAGUAUAUUUGCACGUGGCACCCAACUGGAUGUAACAUUUAGGUAAUAAAACUCUCAAUACGUAUUCUCCUCAUCAAAUAAAACAUGCACU
This is a messenger RNA of Oryzias melastigma (Indian medaka), 2564 nucleotides long. RefSeq names its product 5-hydroxytryptamine receptor 3A. Gene Ontology annotation, biological process: chemical synaptic transmission; regulation of membrane potential; nervous system process. The transcript has 10 exons. Gene Ontology annotation, cellular component: synapse; neuron projection; membrane. The coding region runs from base 206 to 1393 and encodes 395 amino acids. NCBI's taxonomy places the organism in Eukaryota, Metazoa, Chordata, Actinopteri, Beloniformes, Adrianichthyidae. Gene Ontology annotation, molecular function: extracellular ligand-gated monoatomic ion channel activity; neurotransmitter receptor activity; transmembrane signaling receptor activity. The record is from RefSeq and is a predicted model, not a curated record.